Teleopsis dalmanni is the source of this 3001-nucleotide messenger RNA. RefSeq names its product DNA repair protein RAD50-like. Bases 86 to 2995 code for a protein of 969 amino acids. The transcript has 9 exons. Lineage: Eukaryota; Metazoa; Arthropoda; Insecta; Diptera; Diopsidae. The record is from RefSeq and is a predicted model, not a curated record. Gene Ontology annotation, cellular component: Mre11 complex; condensed nuclear chromosome. Gene Ontology annotation, molecular function: G-quadruplex DNA binding; double-stranded telomeric DNA binding; ATP hydrolysis activity. Gene Ontology annotation, biological process: chromosome organization involved in meiotic cell cycle; telomere maintenance via recombination; telomere maintenance via telomerase.
UUCUUGUUAAAGUUUGUGAAUUGUGAAAUUAUAUGAUUUGUGUUGUUUCUGUUUCGUUUUGUUUUGUUAAAUUUUAUCAAGUAUUAUGUCCGCCAUAGAGAAACUUUCUAUUCAAGGAAUAAGAAGUUUUGGAGCAAAUAGCGAAGACGUUCAGUUGAUAUGCUUCCAAUCACCUGUUACUCUUAUACUUGGAGAAAAUGGUUGUGGAAAAACCACAAUCAUUGAAUGUUUGAAAUAUGCUCUCACUGGAGAUCCACCGCCAGGUAGUGAUCGUGGAAAGAAUUUUGUCCAUGAUCCAAAGAUUUUUAGUUUGAUGGAUGCUAUGGGUCAAAUCAAAUUACAAGCACGUAAUAUACGUGGGGAACGUAUAUCAGUUUGCCGCUCAAUGAAAAUUACAAAUCGAAGAGGAAAACCUGUUUUCGAAACGCUUGAUUCUACAAUGAAUUUUCUUGGUGCUGGUCGCAAAGAAAAUCUGCAUUCUGCAGAUUCUAUUAGUAAACGGUGCAUUGAUGUAGAUGUGGGCAUGUGCCAGUUUAUGGGUGUAUCCAAAGCGAUAAUUAAUAAUGUACUGUUUUGCCAUCAAGAAGAAUCUAGUUGGCCCCUUGAUGAAGCAAAAAAAUUGAAGGAGAAGUUCGAUGCCAUUUUUGGAAUAACUGAAUACAAUAAAGCAAUAGAAAAGUUUAUUAGUAUGCGUAAAACACAAAUGGAGGAUUUAAAAGUCAAUGAAGCGAAUUUACGCUAUCUAGAACAUCUUAAGCAAGAAAUGGAAAAUAAAAUGAUGGCCCUUAAAAAAGCCGAGGAGAAAUGUAUUGAUGUUAAGCAACAAUGCACUACUUGUGAUGAAGAGGUUAAACCCAUUGAGCAACGUUUAAACGAAAUUCGUAAAGUCGAAUACGAUGUUGCAAAGUAUCAGUCACUUAAAGUAGAAAUUCAGACAAAGCACAAAAAUUGCUGUGAACAAAUUGGGAAUUUAACUAAAAAAAUAAAGGUUAUCUUUGAAGGCGACAUAGAUGAUAUAGAAAGAGAAAUGAAAUUAUUCGAUAAAAAAAUGAUGGAUAAAAAUACUGAACGAAGUGAUUUAGAACGUAAUUUAAAUGAACUUAAGCAAAAAGAUAAACACUUGCAAACUAAAUUCAUUGAUUUGGAAAAAAAACGUUGCAUGUUAAUACAGCAACGCCAAAAGGAACAAGAGGGCAUAUCUAAACGUGCUAAUAAAAUGAAGGAUCUAUGUAAUGAACUAGCAAUUCCUUUAAAUACAGACUUAGAAGAAUAUAUUGAAUGUGUGCCUGAUGUGCUAGAAAAAAUAGAAAAUAACUUACUUGAUCAACAGCGACAUAUUACUGAAACAACAAAUAAACACGAUACCGAAGAUCAAAAACUUCAAACUAAUAUAGACACAAUGCGUGUUGAUCUUACUAAACUAGAGGAGACUGCAGUUACAAUGAAGAAACAAUUGAUGCAGCAUGAAACAGAAAAACGUGAUUCUGAACGCAAAAUUGAGGAAAUCGAAGUUUCAGCAACUCGUUUAAAACAAAUCACUUCUGAAGUUGAUCGUUUAACUGAAUCCUACAAAAGUACCUGUAAAAAUCAUAAUCAAGAUGAAUUAAAAGCAAAAAUUGCAAAUGGAAAGUUAAAAGCAACUAAACUUCAAGGAAUGUUUUCAAAAAUAGAUGAGCAACUAACUUUUCUUAAUUCCAUUUCGAAUGUAAUGGCAGAAAUUACUAUUAAAGAAAAGGAGUUGGAAAAAAGAGAACAAGAAGUACGACGUGUAAAAAAUAAACAUGUUGAAAAUUUUAAAAAAGUAUUUAAUAGAUCUAUAGAAUCUAAUUUUCGGCGAUCUUUGCAACAAGUAUACGAAAAUUUACGUCAGGAUAUAAAAGAUUUAAAUGAAAAAUGUAAUAAUUUGAAGUUAAAAGAUCAAUCAUUUGAAAUUGAACGAAAAAAUGUCAAGGAAGAAUUAGGGCGAUUUGAAAAAGAACUUGAGGAAAAUAAAGAAAUUAUAUAUGAAAAGUGUUAUGCUACACCUUUUGAGGAAUUAUUGGCUAAAUGCAAAGAAAAUGUCAACAAAAACCAAUUAGAAUUGGGUUCCUUAAAAUCAGCUGAAGCAAUGUACAAAAGAUAUAUCGAAAAAAUAUCAGAAAAUCCAUGUUGUCCAUUAUGUCACAAAGAUAUGUCCAAUAACGAGACUAUGGACCUUACUACUGAAUUAUCUGAUGAAAUACUACAUUUGCCAGAUAAUAUAAGACGAGCGGAAAAGAUUUUGAAAGAAAAUCAGUUAAAAUACGAAAACUUACUGCAGUUAAAGCCUGUCAUUGAAAAGGUCGCAAAGCUAGAAAAGGAUAUACCUAAACGCAAGAAACAGUUAAAUGAUAUUAAAGAUAAAUUGGCAGCAUGUGCUAUUGAAUUAGAUACUUUACAACAGCAAAUUGCAGAACCAACUGCAAAAAUGGAUUUGGCUAACUCAAUGUUAAGUGACAUGACUAUUUUGGAUGAAGCUAUUAAGGAUGUUGCACGUUUUAAAGAUGAACUACAUAAAUUAAAGACUAAAUUACCGAGUGACUAUAAUCCAGAUGAUACUGUUUCUAUAGAAAAUCUUCAAUUAGAAAAAACUACACUCUCGGCAGAAUUGGAAAAUGAACGAAAAAGUAUAGAAAAUAUGCAACAUUUAUACGAAAAAGUAAUGGAAUCUUUGAAUACCCUUCGCGAAAAAAAGAAUACGUUAAAAGACGAACAGAUAAAAUUACAGGAAGGUGUACAGUCUUUGCCACAAUUAAAAGAUAGACAAAUUGAACUUGUUAAUCUAGUUGAAACGGUUAAAAUCGAAUUACAACAAUCACAAGCGAAAGUUAAUCCUUUGGGACAGAAGCUUAAAACUGCUAUAGUUGAAAAAGCUAAAUGCAAAGAAUUGAAUCGGAAAAAGUUGCAACAACUACAGUCAAAGUUGGAAAAGCAUAAAAAUCUGAAUCAGGAUAUAAAAAGGUAUAUAAGAAAAUGACUUUAU